AAACGGACAUAUUUAAAAUAUGCGAAAUCGAAAUAUAAAUAGUUUUUAUAUUUCAUUAUAGAAACUAGUUAAAGUAAACGUAAUAUAAAAUGUGUAUUUAAAGUACGAAAAAAAUUUACUUUUUUUCACAUUAAAUUUUGUACUGAAAAUCUAGAAGAUAACACUUGAAAUUAUAAACAAAUAAAUAUCAAUUUUAUUUUACACAUAUAAAUAGUAACUAAUAGUGAUAUUUGUAGGGUUAUUCUGUAAUACAUGUGUAUUUAUUUAUGUGGUAUAUUCGAAGAAAAUAGUUUUAAAGAUAAAUCUGUAAAGACAUUAAAAUAUGUAUGUGAUAUUUUACAACAAGUUAUCGUGAUAAAAAAAAAGAAACCUAUUCAAAAUGUCUCGAAUGAGUGAGGGUUCUUCAGACCGUAGUCUAGAGAGGCUGAAUGAAGUGAAAGCCUUCAUCGAAGCCAACAAACGAAACAAUGAUAAGACAGACGACCACGCGGAUGCUGAGCGAAGUCUGACGAAACUGAACGAACUUGUGUUCGAAGAUGCUUUUGAAAUAACAGGUCACGGUCGGUUCAACCACCUGGUGCUGCUGACCUGCGGGCUCAUCAUGCUCAACGUGUCCAUGGAGUCGGUGGGCAUGAGCUACGUCAUCACAGCCGCAGAGUGCGAGCUGAAGCUCACUAGUGAGCAUAAGGGACUGGUGAACGCUGCUGCUUUUAUAGGCAUCAUCAGCACGUCAUUCCUAUGGGGCUACCUGGGCGACAGGUUCGGCCGGCGCGCCGUCAUGCUGCCCGCCAUGGUGGCUUCGGCCGGUUUCUCCAUCGCCUCCGCCUUCUCUACCCACGUGUGGAUGCUGAUGAUACUUCGGUUCUUUACUGGUUGUCUAGUGUCGGCGUCCAGUGCAACAGUGUACGCGUAUCUAGGAGAGAUGCACACCAGCUCGCGUCGCGCCGCUGCCAUCGCCUGGGGAUCAGCUUUUAUAUCCUUCUCCUUUAUGAUAUUGCCAGGUCUAGCCUGGGUGAUAAUCCCUGGUACUUGGUCAUUCUCGCUGUUCGGUUUCAACAUGGUGCCUUGGAGGGUGUUCAUAUGGUGUUGGUGCGCGCCCGGGUUGGUGGCAGCCUCCGCGUUGCUAUGGUUACCGGAGAGUCCGCGAUACUUAUUGUCCUCUAGCGGCCCCGACAAAGCGCUGCCGAUACUGGCGAAAAUGUAUGCCUACAAUCAUGCCACUAGCGAAGGAAACUAUCCAGUGGAAAGGAUAGUGACGGGCACCAUAGAGUCGUCAAAGACGGGCGGGUUCGUGGGCGCAGUCCGGAACAUCGCUCUGCUGUUCCGACCGCCAUUGCUGCGCUGCGUGUGUAUCUCGCACACGCUCAUGUUUGCUGUCUUCAUGCUGUCGAGUGGUCUGUACGUGUGGGUGCCGGACAUACUCAACAGCAUGCUGAGGAGCACCAGCGAGGAGAGCGUCACCAUCUGCCACAUCAUACAUGACAAGUUCGACAGGGCGAGGAACUUGAGCUUGGCAGCACCAGACCAAGCGUGUCACACGGAAGUGUCGGUGCGCGUGUUCCCCAUCUCCAUGGGCAUGGGCGCCGUGUUCGCCGUCACCUACCUGGCCAUCGGCGUGUUCAUCGGCAGGAUUGGCAGGAAGACGCUCUAUUCGAGUAUAAUGGUUGUAUGUGGUGCGGCGACCAUCGGAGCAGCGUUCGUCCCGCAGGGCGGGGCCGCCACAGCGCUGCUCAUCCUGGCGCUGUGCUCCGGAUGCGCCGCGUCCAUCCUGGCUGCCAUCGCUGUUGAUGUGUUCCCCACUUGUCUGAGGGCGAUGGCGAUGUGCGUUAUGUACAUGGUGGGGCGCGCGGGUGCGGCUGUGGGCGCCAACUUGCUGGGCAGCACUCUAGACUUGCAUUGCCAGCUGGCUUUCACUGUCUUUGGGGCUUUCACUGCGGGAUCAACCUUACUCAUAAUAUUUUGGCCUAAACCAGAAGAAAUACGCGAAGAAAUGGAACAAAAGGGGUUAACAUACUGACACCUAUAGGAAGUAAAAUAGGGUUAUUAUAAAUCUAAUCUAGGCAUGCAAUAAAUCUCAAAAUAUUUUUAAUCCUUCUAUAGGGCAAUUAUCUACCAAUGUUUUGAAUCGAUUUUAACAAGUAACCAAAUAUUUUGAUAUGUAGGUGUAUUAAAACCGGAACAUGUGAUAUCCAGACAAACUUUCAGUCUUCUUAUAAAGAGUUAUGUCUGGCCAUUGCAUGCUCAUAGUUUAUAUAUUCUUAGGGUAAUUUUAAUUCACAUACCUACUUGAAAAGACAUACUUUGGCUAAAUAGAAGUCGGUUAAAUAAUCUAACAACUUGACUUUAUUUAAUAUUAGGUUUUAUCUUUUAUCUAUUACAAAGUAGUGUCCACUGGCUCUUAACCUCUAUAAAUUAUAAUGUAUAAAUAAGACUGAUUAUGUUUAUACAAGUGCGUUAUCUUAUAUUGUGAAUAUACCGUUAUAUUUUAAUUAAUAAAUUAUUAUUAUUAAAAUGAAAA
Bicyclus anynana (squinting bush brown) is the source of this 2518-nucleotide messenger RNA. Its product is annotated as synaptic vesicle glycoprotein 2A. The transcript has 11 exons. The record is from RefSeq and is a predicted model, not a curated record. Bases 380 to 2017 code for a protein of 545 amino acids. Lineage: Eukaryota; Metazoa; Arthropoda; Insecta; Lepidoptera; Nymphalidae. Gene Ontology annotation, biological process: transmembrane transport. Gene Ontology annotation, molecular function: transmembrane transporter activity.